Molecule: messenger RNA, 324 nt
Organism: Knipowitschia caucasica
Lineage: Eukaryota; Metazoa; Chordata; Actinopteri; Gobiiformes; Gobiidae
Source: the annotation of a GenBank genome assembly
AUGGCGUCCCCCUCCACGCACGAGGCGACGGACUGCUCCAGCGACAGUGAGAGCGAGGAUAACUUCAUCGUGGUGCCUCCUCGAGACCAUCUGGGCCUGGCCAUCUUCUCCAUGCUCUGCUGUUUCUGGCCCCUGGGCAUCGCGGCCUUCUACUUCUCACAGGGGACCACCAAAGCCGUGAAGAAAGGCGACUUCUCCAUGGCCAACAUCGCAUCGCGGCGGGCGCUUUUCCUCGCCGCGUUGUCUGUUACAAUCGGCACGGGAGUCUACGUGGGAGUAGUGGUGGCCCUCAUCGCGUACCUAUCCAAACCGGGCCACAUUUAG